Molecule: messenger RNA, 1845 nt
Organism: Manihot esculenta (cassava)
Lineage: Eukaryota; Viridiplantae; Streptophyta; Magnoliopsida; Malpighiales; Euphorbiaceae
Product: heat stress transcription factor A-4a
Exons: 2
Coding region: 522-1727 (401 amino acids)
Biological process (GO): regulation of transcription by RNA polymerase II
Cellular component (GO): nucleus
Molecular function (GO): DNA-binding transcription factor activity; RNA polymerase II cis-regulatory region sequence-specific DNA binding
Source: RefSeq, a predicted model, not a curated record
GCCACUUCGCAUCAACACAGCAUCUUACUCUCUCUGUGUCUCCAUUCAUAUAUAAUGGAUAGAAACGAGAAAUAUAGUAUUCUCUUCUCUUAGCAGGUUUCAAUAGUUCUAGUUCUGUUAAGAAAUAUUUUAUUAUUAUUGGUCAAAAGCCUUGAUUUUCAUUUUAUUUUCCUAGCUUUUUCUCCAAGUUUUGCAAUUUCGUUGGUCACAUCUUCCAUCAGAAUAAUUUCUUCACUCUCCAGUUCUUGAUUUUUACCUGCAAUUUCAAAUCCUUUACUUUUGUAAUCUAAAACCCAGAAUCAUUUCUGACUGGAUUUGACAGAACCCAGUUGCCUUUAGAUUCUGAUCUCUUUAUCAAUCCUGGUUUUUGUUUGGGUAGUAUCCAUAGUAUAUGAUCUUUCUCAAACUUUGUUCGAUCUUCCAUUAGAGGGAGCUUUAGCUUUACCUCUGUACAAAAACAGAGUUUCUUAGGCAUACACAAGAUUUGGGGUGCUAAGGUAUCGACCGGAAAAAAGAAGGCCAUGGAUGGUUCACAAGGUAGUAGUACUUCAAAUGCACCGGCUCCUUUUCUGAUCAAAACAUAUGAAAUGGUAGAUGAUCCGUCGACUAACUCAGUGGUGUCUUGGAGCAGCAGUGGCUGCAGUUUUGUUGUGUGGAAUCCACCUGAAUUCGCCCAAGAUUUGCUUCCCAGUUACUUCAAGCACAACAAUUUCUCAAGUUUUGUCAGGCAGCUUAAUACUUAUGGAUUCAGGAAGAUUGAUCCUGAUCAAUGGGAGUUUGCUAAUGAAGAAUUUAAAAGAGGGCAGAGACAUCUGCUAAGCAAUAUUCGCCGACGAAAGCCAAUUCAUAGCCAUUCGAUGCAGAAUCAAGUUAACUCUCCGCUGACAAAAACAGAGAAAAUUGAAUACGAGGAGAAAAUUAAGCAAUUGACAAAAGAUAAGAACUUGCUUCAGCUGCAGCUACAGAGACAUGAAACAGAGAAGCAGGCCUUUGAGUGUCAAAUUAUGCCAUUAGGUGAAAGAUUGAAGCGUUUGGAGAGCAGACAGAAUCAAUUAGUUUCUUUCUUGGCUCAACUUGCAAAGAAACCAGGAUUUGCCUCUAUUCUCAUGCGGCAACCAGAAUACAAUAACAAGAAGAGGAGAUUGCUUGAACUUGAUCACUUAAAUGGCGACUACUACUCGGAAGAGAAGCACAGUUCGCGUUCUUCAAAAGAUUCAACGAUGAAUUUUGAGUUAGUUAAGAAGUUGGAUUCAUCCAUAAAGUGCAUUGAAGAUUUGUUUUAUGGAGCAGGAGAAGCUUUUACUCAAGAUAUGCAUGAUUUCGCCUUAGCAUCACAGCCUUCAGCUAUUGUCGUUAGAGAGCUAAGCACGUCUUCCAUAGAUGGAGAAGCUUGCUCUUCACUGCAUUCUAUGGAGGAUAUUCCUUCAUCUCCUGAGCUACCUCAAUGCAUCAAUCAUGUGAACAGCCCAAAAAUUCAUCCUGAAUUUCCUGUGUUUAAAGCUGUAAAAGAAUCAGAAUUAGAGACAAAAGAUUCAUCUACUCCCACAGGGGCAAAUGAUAAUUUCUGGGAAUAUUUCCUUACUGAGGCUCCUGGUUCUUCAAGCACACAAGAUUUUGAACCUGGGUUCGAGCGAAGAACAAGUGAGGAGAGACUUCGGUGGAGUUUUAACACCAUGAACGAUCUUACCCAACACAUGAAGCACCUUGCACCGGCUGAAAGAGUAUGAGCUCAUUGGGGGUUGAUUCUUGCAACUCUGCUGCUAUUCUUCAUGUUUCUUGUAUACUAAGUUAAAGAUGUAGAAUUCUUCUACUGAUUGUAGAUUACAGAUAGACAAGUUUACUGCA